Molecule: messenger RNA, 1361 nt
Organism: Cryptomeria japonica (Japanese cedar)
Lineage: Eukaryota; Viridiplantae; Streptophyta; Pinopsida; Cupressales; Cupressaceae
Product: probable xyloglucan endotransglucosylase/hydrolase protein 6
Exons: 4
Coding region: 295-1164 (289 amino acids)
Biological process (GO): xyloglucan metabolic process; cell wall biogenesis
Cellular component (GO): cell wall; apoplast
Molecular function (GO): xyloglucan:xyloglucosyl transferase activity; hydrolase activity, hydrolyzing O-glycosyl compounds
Source: RefSeq, a predicted model, not a curated record
GUCUAUCUCAACGGCCCAUUACUUGUCCAAUACUCUACGUCAAAAAGUGUACAGGUGCCCAUAUAAAGAAAACUGUGUUGCGGAUAUAUGGGAGAAUUAUUCGUUUUAUAGAUGAAAUGUGUUUGGAGCAUGCAAUCCAUCCAUAAACUGUCACUAAGGUUUCAGUUCAUUGAAGAAUCACCUCAGAGUGGCCGACACAAGUCUAGCUAUAUAGUGAACUACAUUUCUUCUUCUUUGUAUGUGCUCUGUGGUGGUCUUUUAUACCAUUAGAUUCUCAAUUCUGUUGAGAGCUUCAUGGAUUACUUUGUAAGAGACUCUAUUUUUCUUCUCGUAUUAGGCGUUGUUUUAGAUUUCUCCGUUGGUGCUAUGCCCGUGUCCUUUUCUGAGGAAUUUGAGGUUACAUCAAGGGAGGACCAUGUGAGAAUAAUGGCUGAUAACUACUCCGUUCAGCUCACACUAGAUAGAAAUGGAGAUGCCAGGUUUGCUUCUAAGCAUGAGUAUAUGUUUGGGCUUGUAAGUGCGAAGAUUAAGCUCGUUGCAGGCGAUUCAGCGGGGACAGUGACUACGUUUUACUUGAGCUCAGACAGAGACAUAGUACGAGAUGAAGUAGAUUUCGAGUUUCUAGGAAACAGAUCAGGCCAGCCUUACACUGUCCAGACCAACGUGUAUGCCCAUGGAAAGGGUGACAGAGAGCAAAGGGUCAAUCUCUGGUUCGACCCUUCUCUGGAUUUCCACACAUAUUCAAUCUUCUGGAAUCACAAUCGUAUCAUAUUCUCUGUGGAUAAGAUGCCCAUACGAGUGUUCAAGAACAACAGGGUAAAAUUGGGUGUUCCAUUUCCUAACAACCAAGGCAUGCGAAUAUAUUCUACUCUGUGGAAUGGCGACCAAUGGGCAACAAGAGGAGGCUUGGAGAAGAUAGAUUGGAGCAAAGCGCCUUUCCAUGCAUACUAUAAGGAUUUCACCAUCGAAUCCUGCAGAGUCCCAAUCAAUGCAAGCUGUCCAUCGAAUCCUAGCAAUUGGUGGGAAGGGACGAUCUACAGGCAACUAAGUCCCUUUCAAGAGAAGUUGUACAGGUGGGUACGAGUGAAUUACAUGAUUUAUGACUAUUGUACCGACAGGUUCCGGUUUCCAGUCCCCCCUCCGGAGUGCACUGCUGGCGUUUGAAAUGCUAAUACAAAGCUACUCUGCACCCAUUGCACUGACCAAGAAAUGGGCAUAUAGCGAAAAAGGUUCAACUGAUUACAGAUGUAUAGAAAGCAAUGGGAUACUGACUAAAUUAUAUACGAUGUAAAAGGUAGUGUGGCAGAAAAGAUAUCGAAGAAUCUCCUUAGAAUGUAUAAGCUUUGACCAAAAUAAUUUAU